UUAUCGUUUAUUCAUUUUUUUUUUCUACAAACAUUUAUUUGUACGCGAGGGACCGGCCCUUUGAGCCUUGUGAAUAAGUUUGAGUUCACAAGGUUCGCGAACUUCACAACACUCAAAAGGACAUGGGUAAAUAAGUGAAAAAUUCAGUUGUUUUCAGUAUGCUUUAGGGUUGUUUUGUGCAGGUUUUUGCUGCUUUGAUGGAACACAGCCGUAGAUAUCAGUUAUAAAUGCCAAAUAAACACGAAAAACACGAAAAAGCAGCCGAUCUCCUCUCACUUCACGUCCGUACGACGAGCAAAGGACCGUGAGAGACUUGACUCUAAUGUAAAUAUGCUAAUUACUUUAUUCUAAUGACCGUCCUUCUGAAGCCGUGUGAACGAGUGCUGACCGUUUCGCUUCUAAAGUCUGAGUGUCUGAAGGAAAACACCAAAUUUGCAAGAUGGCGCUGUCUUUGGCUACGCUUGUUACUCAGUUCAAAUCAGUUCUGGAAAACCAAGGAGGAACGAUCCGAAAUGUUGUGAUGGUGUUGCUCGUUUUCGGGCUACAGGCGAUUGUAUCGGGCGAAAAUCUCUUCAGCUGCCCGACCAAAGAUUACCGGGCUUACGGAGCCAUGUUCAUCUUUGUACCAGGGUUGUUACUAUUCUUGGUCGCGAUCUUCUUGAACGAAAACUUCUGGAAAAUGGUCCGUGGCUGCUGUUACCACGAAGGUCCGCGUGAUUUCAAGAAAAAAGUUGCUCCUUUUCUGUAUCCAAGAUGGGGUUGCACCAAAAAAUUAUGCGAGGUUAUUUUCUACAGCAUGAUAGCAACUUGUCUCUGGGUUUUCUGGGCCUUCCUACAUCGAGAAUAUUACACUUGCGCGGUGAUGGGAAAUAAGGCUGCCAAGCUUUUAAAUACGACGGCUCAACAAAAAGUCAAAAUUCUGGAGGAUUUUCAGAAAGCGGCAGACACCUCGCAGAUGAUCGCGUUCAUUUUACUGGCUCUGAUGCUGUUUAUACCUUUCGUCAUCUUGACAGCCAUGAGAUGCUGCUUCCAGCGCCCGGAUUCCAAGAUCCCAAGUCCGUAUCAAUACAAGAUUCUCGAGGCAGACUCUGCUGUCGAGACAUUCAAAUCCAAAAUGACCGAGCUCGCCAAAGAGCAAGGCAAGCGAAAAGCCGAGAUGUACUUUGCAGAGAAGACUCUCAGCGAGAAAAACCCAUCCGAAAUACUUGUGAAAGCGUACGAAGACCUGAUGAAAAUUGAGAAAUACCCAGAAGCAUUCCCAGAUCUCGAGGAAUACAAGUCAAUCGAGGCUAACGCGGCGGUAGCAGCCUUUAAAGCGCAAGCAGAAAAAGCGGGAAAAGAACGAGUUGCUGUCACGUUUGUCGACAAAUCUUGGACUGAUAUGGAGCAAAGGGACCCGUUUGGUGUGGUCGAAGAUGUCUAUGAUUCUAUGGUAGAUCGCUACCCCCGGUCUACAGGAGACCGAAGUCAGCCUUACAUCAAAGAGUAUCCAGGAAAACACCAUGAAAAAAAGAAAGGAUACCAAAUGGAGAUAACAGAGGAGGUGUAAUGGAGUUGACACUAGGCGAGCUACGUUGCAAGCCAUGCCAGGGCCGUAUCAGGGGGUGGGGCACUGGGGGAGACGUUCAAAUAUUUUCAAAAAGGUUGGUAUUACCCCAACCCUAAAAUUGGUAAAACCAUGAAACCCUAACCUUAUAAACAAAAAAACAAGGAAUGGCUCGCUCGCUCGCAGGUUUUAAUACCUAAUGAACACCUUGUUUAAGUUGUACUGAGUUUGUUUUGCUUUGAGCAAAUGUGAAUAGUUUUAUAGAAAAAUAAAAUUGAUACUUAGACUAUUAAUCAUUUAAGUGAUAGUAAGAGUGUGUUCUGCAUUGAUAAAAGUCAAUAGUUUAAAGGAAAUACAUAUUUAAAAGGUUUAAGAUAAAUUAUUUUGUUCAAUUUGCGGUUUCAGAAUAAAAUGCUUACAAGAACGAUGUACAAAUAAUUCGUGAGAAGGAAUGUUUUUUGUAGCCUCCUAGUAGAAAGCCUUAGAAAUAGAUAAUAAUGUGUUUGUUUUAAGGGGUUUUCAAUAGAAUAUUUACACAAGAAUGUAUUACAAUACAGACUAUCACAAUAUUUACAUAUUGUGAUUUGCAUACUGUAUAUCACUUCAUGAAAAUAAACACAUUUUUCUUCUA
Molecule: messenger RNA, 2177 nt
Organism: Nematostella vectensis (starlet sea anemone)
Lineage: Eukaryota; Metazoa; Cnidaria; Anthozoa; Actiniaria; Edwardsiidae
Product: calcium homeostasis modulator protein 5-like
Exons: 1
Coding region: 440-1549 (369 amino acids)
Molecular function (GO): monoatomic cation channel activity
Source: RefSeq, a predicted model, not a curated record